AUGUCUCUUAGUAUUGGAUUAGGAAGACUAAGUGGUCUUUCAUUACCACGUCUUCCAGAAAUAAGCAUUAGAAUACCGAACCCAUUUGCAUCAAAACCUUCAUCAUCAUCAAAACCAUCAUCAUCAUCAUCACAAAUUCAAUCACAAGAAUCAGGUCCUUCCCUUAGAGAAAGAUUAGAAGAAUAUUUAUCAAAUAGACCAAUUGAAGAAAGUUUUUUCAUAGAUAAUGGAAUUUUAAAAGCUGCACCAAAACAAAGAGUUUCACCACAAAAAAGAAAACAAAAAUUAUAUGGUCCAGGUAGUAAACAAUUAAAAUUUUUACAUCAUUUAAAUCGUUGUCCUUCAUGUGGUCAUUUUAAAAGAGCUCAUACUUUAUGUAUGCAUUGUGUUUCACAAAUUCAAAGAGUUUGGAGAAGAGAUUUACAUGCAAAAGAAUCUAAAGAAACUUAUGAACAAAAAUUAGAUGAAAUUGAUAGAAGAAUUUUAUAUCCAGGUAAAGUUGAAAGUGAAUAUGAGAAAAAAUUAAAACAAAAAAGUGAAUAUGUUGAUCAUCGUUCAAGAACUUUACCAGUUGAGAAGAAGGAUAAAUAA
This is a messenger RNA of Hansenula ciferrii, 591 nucleotides long. It is a transcript of the gene MRPL32, whose product is annotated as mitochondrial 54S ribosomal protein bL32m. Gene Ontology annotation, biological process: translation. Gene Ontology annotation, cellular component: mitochondrial large ribosomal subunit. The transcript has a single exon. Bases 1 to 591 code for a protein of 196 amino acids. The record is from RefSeq and is a predicted model, not a curated record. Gene Ontology annotation, molecular function: structural constituent of ribosome. NCBI's taxonomy places the organism in Eukaryota, Fungi, Ascomycota, Saccharomycetes, Phaffomycetales, Wickerhamomycetaceae.